Messenger RNA from Tetrahymena thermophila SB210, 1974 nucleotides. RefSeq lists its product as hypothetical. The record is from RefSeq and is a predicted model, not a curated record. The transcript has a single exon. NCBI's taxonomy places the organism in Eukaryota, Ciliophora, Oligohymenophorea, Hymenostomatida, Tetrahymenidae.
AUGGGGUAAUUAUGCUUUAGAGAAGAAUAAGAACCAAGAGCUGCUUCAAAGAACAUGAAUCGUAUGAGUUCAGCUAGCAAGUUGAUAGAUUAAGCACCUUCUAAAUAAGUAGCUUAUCGCUUUACAAAUGAUAACUUUGAAAAUAUAAACAAUGAAAAAAAGUACUUUUACUCUAUGUUUUUCUACAAUAAAAUAUAAAAAAAAAUACUCAAACUGUCUCAUGUGAGCAAAAAAAAGAGUAACGAGCUUUCAUUUUAGCACAUUUAAAGAUUGAUAGCAUCUCUUCAAUAGUACAUUUAGUAUUUACAGACUAUAUAAGAGAAGUUUUAGUUGUAUGAUUAAGUUUAUGAAGAGAGUGAAAAAGGUUACCUUGAGAGUGAAGCUUACUCUUUGAGUUUUGAUGAUUCACUUAGAAAUUUAACCUUCCCUUAAAAUACGAACCCGAAUGGAAAUGGAAGCAUUCUUGGAUAACAAGUUAAGAGGCUCACUCUUGCGAAAACAAUAAGCUAAACAAAUUAGGUAUAAGAAGAGUCUCUUGAAACAGAAAAUAAUGAAAACAUUGAUAAUAACCAAAGUACUCAAUCAACUAACAAUUAUAAUCAAAUAAUCCCUAAAUUUAAUCCUCAGGAAGCCAGCGAGCAUCUAUAAUAGUAACGUAUGUCUGCAUUGAAGGCAGCACAAGAUCAUCACUAAGAUUAUUAAGUUGAAGAACAUGAAAAAAUUAUUAUUAAAGAUACAAACAGCUGCAGUAGUGUGCUAUUAUAUGAAAUUGAUAGCGAAGCAGAAAGAGCAUGUAGCAACCAAUCAAAUAAUAUGCAUAAUCAGAAUAAAGAAAGUGAUCAUUUUAGCCUUUUAGAAACAAAUGAAAAGCACCUAUAAACUAUAUAUGAAGAAUAAACUAAAGAUAAUAAUUUCUUCAGUAGUAAUGUCUUUACAAAUAACUCUUAAAUUUUUUUUGGUGACUCAAAUAUUUUAUCUUAAAUCUCCAUCAAUGAUUUACAGAAUGCUCUUCCUAAUUAUGAAGUCUCUGAAAUAUUCGGAAGAAUCUCAGAAAGACUAGAAUAGCCUAUUUUAAUUGUAGAAAUGCAUAAAAUUUCAUAAGAAAGUAAAGUUAGAGUUUCUUCUUACAGAAUUUAGUUAGAGGUACUGUUUGAGGAGGGAGGCAAGAAACAAAAGCAAAGCUUUUUUACAUAAAACCUUAUCUAAUCUGCUCCAUCUUCAGAAAACUGCAAUUUGGCAGAUAUAAACAUAAAUGAAAUAUUUGAAUUCAUGAGUGAAAUCCAUUUAUCUAACUAAUCAUAUACUAAAUUUAGAAUCACUGUUUACUACACCCCUAUUAAAAAGGAAAGCCCUUCAAGAAAAGAAAGCGAAGAAAAUAGUCCUCAAUUAAAGUAGAAAAGCAAAAAAUAAAAUUUGUCAGUUUAGUCAUCAAAAGAACAAACUUAAUUAUCAGAUAGCUCUAAAAACCACGUAGGAUACGGAGACGAUAAACAAGGAAUAUCAUCAGCAUCCUCUUCCUCUUCUGGUUCCUCCAAUAACAACUAAAAAAAUUUGACAACUGCAAUAUAGUAAGAUAACCAAACUCAAAACGACGAUCCCAAAUUUAACUCAAGCGAAAAAAUGUUAGACUCAAAGCAAAGCGAAGAGAUUAAAUUAAGCAGUCAAGUGAUUGACCUCAAAGAUUACAUGGAUCAAGAUAUUUAAUAUUUAAAUUUAAAAUUUACAAAUAAAUCUAUAAAAUAAAAACUGAACUCAAACCCAAUAAAAUUAACCCUAUAAAUGAGGUUUUAGUUUGUAUACGAUUAAAGAAGUCUUGUAAACAAUUUAAUGAAUAACUUGUGUUCAUAAAAAAUCAUUUUAGAAGAAAUAAUUGUAAAUAUUGCUAACGAAUACAAUGGAAAUGGUAAAAGCCAAGUUAGCAAUAAUAAUAACAAUAACAAUAAUACCAAUUAAUAACAAACAAAUUAAAAAUGA